Messenger RNA from Hermetia illucens (black soldier fly), 2652 nucleotides. Its product is annotated as PHD finger protein 12. The record is from RefSeq and is a predicted model, not a curated record. The transcript is spliced from 9 exons. Bases 127 to 2637 code for a protein of 836 amino acids. NCBI's taxonomy places the organism in Eukaryota, Metazoa, Arthropoda, Insecta, Diptera, Stratiomyidae. Gene Ontology annotation, molecular function: protein binding; transcription corepressor activity. Gene Ontology annotation, biological process: negative regulation of transcription by RNA polymerase II. Gene Ontology annotation, cellular component: nucleus; Sin3-type complex.
AUGUCAAAAGACUCAAACAUUUUUCUGUCGUUUUCCAUAUACACUGUACAAGAUUUUAGCCUCAAUUGAGAAUAUAAAUAGUUGAACGUUAAAUUUCACCUCGACUAUUGCUCAAAUCUUGCAAAAAUGUCGAAAAUUGAGUAUGAUUUAAGUGUUUCGGGCAGCAUAAUGCAGAAAAUACAAGAAAUCACCAAACCGGACGAAGAGGAAACGGUGAAAAUAAUACCAAAACCGGUACCAAAACAUCCGUACUACAAGCGUCCCGGUCGAGGACACAAUCAUGAUAAUUGCGAUGCAUGUCAGGAAGGUGGUGAUCUACUCUGCUGCGAUCGAUGCCCAUCAAGUUUUCACCUAAACUGCCAUGAUCCCCCUUUAAGCGAGGAGGACAUCCCAAAUGGACAGUGGCUAUGCCACAAUUGCCGUAUGACAUUGAAACCAAGCAGCUCAUCGAAAUCUGGUUCGGUUGAACGAUCAACGAGUAAGACCUUAGAAUCGGACCACUCGCGUCCAAACACACCAGCCAGUGAAAUUGAUUCCACAUUGCCAAUUAAAAUACGUAAUUUGCGGAAACGUAGUAGUAGUCAUAUUUCGAAUUCGAGUGAAAGUGGGGCUGCUGUAAGUGCAGAGAAAAAUGCAACUACAAAUGCUAAUAAAUUGACGCCUGGUGUUGCGAAGGCGCUCGAUCCGAAUAAGAAAGUUACUCCAUUGGAAGAAUUGAUCAAAGCUGCCAGCAUUAUGAAUCCGAAACAGUUUGAAUUGCCGCGCGAUUUGGAGUUGAAUCAUCAGUUUCCUGGAUCAGAUAAAGUGGAACCAUGCGGAAAAAACGGAUCAAAGCGUGUUCAUCGCAACAAUACAAAGUCGAAACCACACGAAUUAGAUGCUCAGGGAUUGGUGCCGCUUCCGGCGAAAACAUGCUUCUACUGUCGAAAAUCAUGUAAGAAGGCGCCUUUGAUUGCAUGUGACUACUGCCCACUAUACUUUCAUCAGGAUUGUCUAGAUCCACCAUUGACUGCAUUACCUACAGGUCUUUGGAUGUGCCCACACCACCCGGAACUAUUUAUUGAUUGGAAACUAGUAAAUAGCAUAUCAGCGACUGAACGUGUGAAAUUGUGGAAUCGUUUUGCCGGCCCCGUCGAUCACGAAGUUGUGAAAUCUGAAUUUUUUCGGCGAGUACAUACGAAAAAUCCACCAUUUCGCUAUAAAGUUCAGCCGAAACCUCGUGAUCGGGCGGAAAUUCCUCCCAUGAUUGAGUAUCACUAUCAAAAUCCUCCAGAACUAAUUCCUUCCCUGCGUGAUAUCAUCCGAUACGAGUCGAUUACACGAAACGGUUUCGUGGAAAAGCUUCAAAUGGAUCGAAUGGAUCUGACCCGAUUGAUCAAUGAAGACCUGAACGCCAUAAAAGUCGCCCAACAAAAAGUCAAAGAAUUUCGAAAAGAAGUGGGCGAUGCAGACAUCACGGAAUCAAGUGAGGACGAACCUUCCGAGAAAGAGGAAGAACCAAAAGUCAAAGCUAAACCGAAAACUGGUCGGCGGCGUGGUGCGAAACAAAACGACGAAUCGAAAGUAGCCAUAAAAUCUGAGGAUGACGAGAAGAUGGAUACAGGGGGGCAAGAAGAACAUUCAAGGCAGCUGACUGCCGAAGAAAUCGAAACAAAAAACAAUAUCAAGUCGGAAACAGACGAUGAAGAAAUGCUUGAUAUUAAAAUCGAUACAGAACUGCGAAAUUUGGAUGUGGAUCUUAUAAAAAUUUUGGCAUUUCAGCGUCUUCAACAGAUAAUUGUUGAUAACCCAGAUAUCGUCGGGAAAUAUCGGAAUCGAACCGCGGCGCGUACAAUACGAGAUAUUUGCAAAGCAGAUCCAAGCAAGAACAUGCCCUUACCCAGUCAAUUAUUAACGCAAGAAGACAUCGAAAGGAUAGCAAGGACGUUUGCUGAUGAUGGAGAUCACGAUUCUGAUGAAGUCGAUGAAUACGAUCGCUAUCAACCUACAAUUCGUACGGACGAGGAUAAAGCAAGGGAAAUCGCUUUGAGAUUAGAACCAAAGAUAUUAAAGUCACAGAUAAGAGCGAGGGCGGUUAUGACGCCAGUUGGAGACAUUAUAGAGGGGAACAAAUGGUUUACAUCAUACACUAUGGAAGGAUCAGUUUAUAUGCGAUAUCGGAGCCUUCUGAUUGGAUCUGGCCCGGGAUCAGACGUUCAAUUAACCUUAGCCGGACACUGCAGUCAAAUUUCGCCAAGGCAUGCCAUAAUUUUUUACGACGAGAUUACAAAAAGUUUUGAACUUAUCAAUUAUUCGGAAUAUGGAACCGAAGUGAAUGGUCAAAUAUAUUCCUGCGAUUUCACCGAACACCCUCCAACACCUGCCAAACAGAUUAAAGAUGAUCCGAAAGAGCUUUACACAAAAGUUCAACAAAUUUUGGAUAAGCGGCGAGGUAUCAAGCGGGCGAUGUGUGUUUUGGACGAAAAUUCAAGAAUGGCUGCACCUGAACUUCCUCCGUGCCGUUGUCCUUCACGACCCGCUCUAAUUGCCGGCUGGGAAGGAUCCGCGAUUCUAACCCAUGGAUCUUUGAUUCGUUUUGGAUGCAUACCCUUUGUGUUUUCAAUAGCUGAAUUCGACAGACUUUCAGAGGAGGAAUAGCGGAGCCUUGCAUUG